Drosophila simulans is the source of this 3570-nucleotide messenger RNA. RefSeq lists its product as uncharacterized. The transcript has a single exon. The record is from RefSeq and is a predicted model, not a curated record. Bases 1 to 3438 code for a protein of 1145 amino acids. Lineage: Eukaryota; Metazoa; Arthropoda; Insecta; Diptera; Drosophilidae.
AUGAUUUUGAAACGAUAUAAUGUACGACCAGCUGCCUACCGUAUAUAUAACAAAUACCAUUCAAUGAGGGGUUUCAGAAGGCGCAGGACGAAAGCGUUUAAAUUGCAAAAAAUCCUAAAUCAUCUUUUGAGUAAGGAGGGCAAUUUGAUUAACAGGAUCCGAAUGAUGUCCAAGCAUAAAACCCGGGCCAUUUUGGCUGAAUCCAUUAAAUUGAUACAGCGACAAAAUCGUGAACUUCAAACAAAUUAUCUGCAAGUUGAAAAGAAUGAAAAAAGGCUGAAGAAACUAUUACGAAAAUUAAACAAACAUAAAAAACACAGCUUAUUUCUCAAAAAAAUGUUAAGCAAUUUGAAAAUGCAAAUUAAUGAUCACGAUUGCAGUCAAGCAACUAAACUUAAUAUUGGAGAAAUGUUAAGGUCUCAACUAAAAGUAAUGAAAAAUCGAUCCAUAGGCAACAUAAAAGAAGCACAAGAAUAUAUAAAUGUUGUAAGGAGUUUAUGGGAAAGCCAUUUACGAUAUAUGAGAAGAAGUAGGUCUUGGAGACGCAAACCAAAAUAUACUUUUAAUAAAUCCAUAUGGAUGUUCUUAAACUCACUAAAAUCUCAAACGAAUGUCAAAACAACAAAGGACACGGACGACAACAAAAACGUUUCGCACUCAAAAGGACCCUACACGGUGACAAACAAAUUUAAAUUAUUCGCUUCGGGAGACGAUUUCAAUGUAAAGUCAAGUAAAAAACAUAUUCAUAGACGCAUUGUGCGGCCAAAACAAUUAAACCCAAUAAACUUAGAUUUUUUGAAAGAUCCAUAUGAAGAUUCUCAAAAAAGAAGCACUCAUAACUUACCGGCAUCGAGGCUAAAGGUUAAAGUUUAUCCACGAAAAAAGAUCGAAACACACAAUACAGCGGAUGAAGAAAUUUCUCCUGACACAGAUUUAAAACAACCGAAAAUAGCAUUUGGCGAAAAAAUAUUGAAUAAAGAAGAAAAACAGGAGGGAACCUGGAGGAGACCACAUUAUAUCGACUCAAAAAUAAUUAUAGGUAGAGACCUAAAGAGGUCGAAAAAAAGAAAAGCCUCUGAACUGAAAAAGAAAUUCGCGUUAAAGAAUACAUUUCCAAAUUUGAAAAUGCGUCUUGGAAGGCUUAGAGGAGUUCGAAAAAACAAUGCAGCGGUUGAAGACGAGUCCUUGGAAAAGGAUACAUUUGCAAAUUUGAAACAGCGACUUGGAAAAAUGCGACACAGAAGAGUCCGAAAAAACUCUUCAGCGAUUGAAGACGUAUCCUUGGAAAAAGAUACAUUUCCAACUAUGAAAAUGCGACUUGGAAAGCACAGAAAACUUCGAAAAGACUAUGCAGCGAUUGAAGACGAGAAAGAAAAGAGUACUCUUCCAAACUUGGAAGCGCCGCAUGGAAAGCACAGAAGGGUCCGAAAAAACAAUGCAGCGAUUGAAGACGAGUCCUUGCAAAAAGAUACAUUUUUAAAUUUGGAAAAGCCGCAUGGAAAGCACAGAAGCGUCAAAAAAAACAAUGCAGCGAUUGAAGACGAGUUUUUGCAAAAGGAUACAUUUCCAAAUUUGGAAAAACCGCAUGGAAAGCACAGAAGAGUCCGAAAAAACAAUGAAGCGAUUGAAGACGAGUUCUUGCAAAAGGAUACAUUUCCAAUUUUGAAAAAGCCGCAUGGAAAGCACAGAAGAGUCCGAAAAAACAAUGAAGCGAUUGAAGACGAGUUCUUGCAAAAGGAUACAUUUCCAAUUUUGGAAAAGCCGCAUGGAAAGCACAGAACAGUCAGAAAAAACCAUACAGAAGAAGAAAACGGUUCAUUGCAAAAUGUUCAAUCAGAAGAAAGAGAGGAGAGUCAGGCAAAGAAUGAUCUUGAUAGGUCUUCAAAAUCUUCAACCAUUAAAAAAAUACAACAUUUCUCGACAUACGAAAAAUUGAAAUCUGCUUAUCGAACGGAAAGUUUAAAGCCAACGAGACAUAGUUCAGUUUUCAAUAAAAAAGAUAAAUCCGAAGAAAGCCUAGCCAAGCAGAAGUCUGUAUCAAAAUAUAUCGACAUAAAAACCAACUUGAAUUCAUCUCAUUUAUCUCAAACAAGCUUCUUUUCAGUAGGAAAACUGAAAGUGAAUUCCGGACUUUUGCCAAAAUCCUCUAUGAGAUCACUGGAUGACUCCCAACCACCCUUGUCAUCAAUGGCUACAACGAUUAUCAAUCUUUUGUUCGAAGAUAGGCCAAUAGCUUCGGAUAAACCAAGAACACAUCAUAAAACAUUAGACAUUACAAAAAUGUCAUUAAACACUUUUUUGGGAACGAUUUCUAGGAUGAAGCCCUCGGAUCAGGCAAAUGCGGUGUGGAACGAUUUGCAGGGGAAAUAUAGAGAGUGGUUUUCCCAUGUUAUAAUGCCAGAGGAUGCUCAGAAAUGCAAGAAAAUUCUCAAGUGGCGCUAUAUUCACAAUAUGCAAAAGGUCUUACACAAUCAUGUCAAGCAGUUUAAGAUUGAUUACGAUGGCGGGCGAUCAGAAACAGGUUCCAGAAAGUCUAUAAUGUCAAGUAGGGCAUUUCGGUCCAGUUACGUAGUACCAACCAGCAUUGGAUCACUAGGAGUUCCCAAAAAGGCAUCUAGCACAGACAUUUCCCCGAUCAGACGAAUGCACGACACUCUACUGCGAUUGCAAAUGGAUACGUUGAGGUCAAGGGCCUUUGACAAGAAUGUGGAGGAAAUGGAGCGCAUGAUCAUGGGUAGACAGGUACCCAUGAGUGCGGAAGAAAUGGAAAUCUAUAAGAAAUAUAAAUCUGAUCCUCAGCACUACAACAUACUGAUACUAACGUCCGGCAAACCCAUUACGGAUGAGAAGUAUGAGGAAAUGUUGCCGGUUCUGGAGAAAAAUUUUCAAUUUAUAAAAGAACAAUUAAUGUUACUUUCCAGGGAAAAGCGGGUUCAGGAAAUGAAAUUCAGAAACGAAAUACAAAAAGCGGAAGAAGAAGUAAUGUCAAAAGUUUCCGCCGAAAGUUGCCAUAUGGAUCGCACAGAUUUAAAUGAAGCAUAUCUGGAGGCAAGGAGAAAAAUUUGGGCAGCCUACAUUGCCAAACAGGACAAGACUCCUACAGAGAUUCUGUUGGCUCAAGUACGGUAUAAGAAACGAAUGGAUCAGCUGGCCAGAAAACGAGAGAACCGCGAACAGCGAAUCCUGCAGGAGCAGCGGCUUCACAAGAAAAGAAGACCACUUAGUGAUCUAUUUCGAGCUCCAAGGCGAACGAACCGCGAGCGACAAGCCAUCGAGGACAUCAAGGACAAGCUGGAGGGCACUAAAUCUAAAUGCUCGCUAACAUCAUUUUGUUGCCGACAGUGCAGCAGGUGCGGCUUGAUCUGGUCAGAGAAAUGUUCCGAAGAAUCCAACGAUACUUCAGAAGAACACAUCUGUCAAAAUGUAAAAGCAAGAUAGGUCUUAGGAUUUGAACAAAUUCCUUGGGCAAGUCUUAUUUUUGGUGGUGGUACAGAAAUCUCCUUCCAUCAAAUUCUAACCACAAGUUUGUAUGAAUUUGGUAGAAAGCGAUUUUUAUACCACCAAUGAAAA